UUCUUUUCAGAAUCACACAUGCUCAGAAAGAUAUAGCCUUGCAUGGUGCUACCGUAAACAUUUAUUAACUUGCCACCUACUGCAGCUUCACCAUGAAAAGCUUCAACACUCAUCUGAUGUCACUCCACAGGUACGCUGAGCUCACCACUGCUAAGGUCAAGUCUUACGAGCACUAUUCCAUCAAACGUUCUACAUCCAGCAUCGCAUCAAGCCCCACCUUUGCUCUCAAGAAUCUUUCACCAAGCACACCAUGGGUUAACCUGAGCCAACAUACCGGUACCCUCUCUAUUGAUGAGACAAAAGUUCUGUCGCUGGGCAUGAACUUUGCCCUAGUCCCUCAGCGUUUGCCCAUCGAAGAUGGUCCAGUGCACUGGGUCAAGCCAGCCCUCUGCCAUCUCAACACAUCUACAUACAGCCGAAAUCCACCUGCAAAUCAAUCAAGCCCUCCAGAAACACAAGCCAGCCAACAUCAACCUCUCAAGACAUGACUGGUCAGCCAUCAUAUCAAGAUGCCAUCAGCCAAGACAAGUCCAUCCAUAUUCUCCAAGCAGACAAGGGAAUGCCACGGUGGUCAUGGACAAGACUGAGAAUCACCAUAAGUUAGAAGACAUUCUCAGCUGAAGCUGCUACCGUGCACCUCAGCUUUUCAAGAGGAAGCUGCAACACAAGCUUCUAUUCUGGCAGUAUCUCCCAGUCCCUGUACAGACAGCUCCGGCCAUCCAACUUAAGUCCCCAAGGUUCUUCAACCAACCCAAUUAAAAAGGCAGUCUCCUGAUGACAGAGUAUACCAACAUGCAUCUGAAAUGUUGAGUAGCCUCCAUUUUUUUUCCAAAAUGAUGUGUACUAACACUGCAGUCAAGAAGAUAAGAAUACCAAAGUUCACAAGGAAAGACUCAAGAAUGUGUGUUGUUUGAAUCUGUGGAUCUGAUACAAAGCGGAGGUUAUAUGCUAACAUUUACAAUACAAAUCAGUGUACAGUAAAUUGUACAUGUAGGUGCAAUGCACUUUUGUUUCUCAUUUCUUUGGGGUUUUUUGCUCCCCUGCUCAUGCUAAAAUGAUUUUAAAACAAAAUAAAAAAGUCAGGUUUACUUUUUACUUAGGCUCCAAU
Molecule: messenger RNA, 1108 nt
Organism: Acanthaster planci (crown-of-thorns starfish)
Lineage: Eukaryota; Metazoa; Echinodermata; Asteroidea; Valvatida; Acanthasteridae
Source: RefSeq, a predicted model, not a curated record